This is a messenger RNA of Paramecium sonneborni, 1016 nucleotides long. The record is from the annotation of a GenBank genome assembly. NCBI's taxonomy places the organism in Eukaryota, Ciliophora, Oligohymenophorea, Peniculida, Parameciidae.
AUGGAUUAAAUUUAACUUUAAUGCCAAAUACAUGAUAAAAUUAUAGUUGGGUUUUGCACAUAAAUAAAUUGUUAACAUAAAAAGCCUUGUUGCUUUGAAUGCUAAAAAAAUGAUCAUAAUAAUCAUUCUGCUGAUAUUUUAGAUAAUUCGAAAUUAAUAGAGAUGCUUAAAUCAUCAUUAGAAACUAUUGAUAAAGCAAGAGAUUAUUUUCAGCAAAUAAGAAACUUUUAAGAAUCCCUUGGUGAAUAUAUUAACAAAUUUAAUUUUCAAGAAUAAGAAGAUUUUUCUUCAUUGAGUUUUUAAGGAUUAAAUGUUCUCAUCGAUAAAUUAAUAUAAUUAAAAUAUUUUGGAUAAAAAUUGAUUCCUUAAUUAUAAGAAUUGGCUAAGAAAGUAUCAACUAUUUAAUCUGAUAUCAAUAAGUUAAAAAAGUCUUAAAUCGCAGAAUUAAAUCUUCCUUCUUAAAAAUAAUAAAUUAUUUAACCUUCUGUAGAAGUAUCUUUAAAUAAAAAUUGGAAAUUCUCUGAAUCAGAUAAAUUUAAAUCUAUAAAUAUUGUUAUUGAUGGAAAUAAAAUUGAAAAUUUUACUAAUAAGAUAGGAUUUAUAAUCUUAGAGCCAGAAAUUAAUGUUAUGAACUAAUAGAAAUAUAUUUUUAAAAUUUUAUAAUGUAAAUGGAUAGUUCUUGGGCUUUGUCAUAAAUAAUUCUUAAAUUUAAAGAAAGCAUUACCUGAUUUUUAUAGUGAUAAUCAUGGGUGAAUUAUUUAUUUAAAUUUAGAACUUAUUUAGUUAAUAAUGAAGGCUAAAUUUACUCACAUAUUUCAAAAUCUGAGAACUAUACUAAUAAAUAAUUUGGAUUUUCAAAAGAUGAUGAAAUACUAAUAGAAGUAGACUCAAAAUAAAAAAAAAUAAUAUGGCAAAAUUUAAAUUAAAAAAAUAUUUUAAGUCUAAAAAUUGAUAUUACUUAAAAACUACACAUAAUUAUUGGAUUGAAUAAUUCUAAAAUUGAAAUAUCAAAAUGA